UGCCUAACUAUGAACAAAACUGGGAAACUGACAAACCAGAAAGAUAACCCUUGGUGUAAGUAUAUUUGAAAGGCCCGUGUCAAACUAACCCUUUAUGAACUUGGAAGUUAUCCCCACAAAAAAACGGAACAUUUUCCAGAAGAUGCUUGCUGCAGAACUUUAAGAAUUCUGGGAAAAUUCGGAUAUUUCACUAGCUAGACCCCAUGAAUCGAUUAAGUUUGUUCAUUUUGCAGCUCAAUUUCAUGUUCUUCCAUGUCAAAGCACAAUCUUCCUCAAACCAAGGGGAUGGUCCACGAAAUUUUCAACCAAGUCUUGGUGUUGUCUUAGGAAUCCUCUUAAUCAUGUUCUCCGUGACAGUCGUCCUUCUGCUCUAUGCCAAAUUCUAUCGGAGAGGAUCUGUUCAUGGCAAUACACAGAACUUUGGAUUUUUCAGAUCAAGUUCUCGAUUUUCCGGGAUCGAUAAAACUGCUAUUGAGUCGCUUCCUUUCUUUAGAUUCUCUUCGCUCAAGGGUACAAAGGAGGGACUCGAAUGUUCAGUCUGUCUAUCCAAAUUUGAAGAUGCCGAAAUCCUCCGGCUGCUGCCCAAGUGUAAGCAUGCCUUUCACGUUGAAUGCAUCGACAAUUGGCUUGUAAAGCACUCGAGCUGUCCUCUUUGCAGGCACAAGGUAAGCGCUGAAGACCCAUCAAUUUUCACAUACACAAACAGUAUGAGAUUGAUGGAGCAAUCAGAGCGGAGAGUUGACUCCAACAUACAGCUCUUUGUCCAGAGAGAAGACGAGAAUCGAGGGUCUUCAAGAUUCAGUAUUGGAAGUAGCUUUCGAAAAGCUGAAAAUGGCAGUAAUAAUCAUAAGGAAGAGAAAUCGUUGAUCCAGGAAGAAGAUGGUGAGGGAGAUGAGGAUCAUCAUAUAGUCUUGCAUAAGCACAAUCACAAGAUCAUUGUAUCUGACUUUGUUUUCAAGAAUCGGUGGAGCAGUGUGAGUUCUUCAGACCUGAUGUUCUUGAACUCAGAGAUGAUAACCGCCAUGUCAAGCAACAGAUUCUCUUCUCUCACUCUGGAUUCAAACAACGAGCAGUCCUCAACGGCAAGAGGUGUAGAAAUUGAGCAGGUUAUGAAGAUCAAAGAAGAGAUGGAGAUGAAGAGAUCAUUUGAAAGCAAGAUUAGCACACUGAGCAAUACUGGUCCAGUUUCAUUUCCAGGCCUUGCUUCUGCAUCAGAUUUUGCAGUAAAUAUUAGCCAGACAUCAAGGCAUAUGAAUCCAGGAGACAGAAGAUCAAUGUCAGAAAUCACUGCUCUUUCAAGACAUGGAGAUUCGGGUAUGAUCAAGAGCAGAAUUGGGGAGUCUUAUAUAGUUGGAAACGGGGAGAAAGAGGAAAGACUCAGACGGCUUUGGUUCCCAAUUGCCAGAAAAACAGUUCAAUGGUAUGCCAACAGAGAAAGAAGGUCCCAACUGAAUCAGAACACACCACAAGCAUUAGAUGUAUAAUUCAGAUUAUAGAUAUCUCCAAAGAAUGCCAUUUCCACCACUUUUACUUGAAUUCAUGGAUACAGUUUCAUGUAGAUUUUAGGUAAUAUAUACGCUGAUAAAGAUGGGAACAGAUACAGAUUUCGUUUUUCAUUUCUGUUAUUUCUUAAGUUUCGCAAAUGGUUCUGAA
This is a messenger RNA of Carya illinoinensis, 1653 nucleotides long. Its product is annotated as E3 ubiquitin-protein ligase ATL42-like. The transcript has a single exon. The coding region runs from base 204 to 1484 and encodes 426 amino acids. The record is from RefSeq and is a predicted model, not a curated record. NCBI's taxonomy places the organism in Eukaryota, Viridiplantae, Streptophyta, Magnoliopsida, Fagales, Juglandaceae.